UGUGCGGUCGAUUCACGUGAAAUGUCGAGGGGCACGGGCAUCGCGGCUCUUCUGCUCCCGGCUUUGAUUUUUGGCCUACUGUGCCCCAAACUGGUCGACACGGAAAACAUUCUGGCCAUCUUCUCGUACACAUUUGACUCGUCCUACUUGCUUGUUGUUCCCUAUUUAAGGAGCCUCGUGGAACGCGGUCACCAACUUACUGUGAUUUCAUCGGUCACCGAAAUGCCCCACAUAGAAGGUGUUCAUCACAUUCGCGUGGCCAAAUUGGAUAUCCUAAAGCAAGAACUUAUUGAUUACGACUACGAAGAUUUCGGAUUAAGCAAAUGGACAGAGGCGCAGUUUGUUUCCGAAUACUUCUUCAACUGUUCGAAAUUUGUUCUGGAGGAUCCUGGAGUUCAGGAGCUGCUUCACAACUCGAGUGCCCAGUUUUCGCUGAUCAUUUUGGAGGCCUCGCACACGGAUGCUCUCUAUGGGUUUUCACAGCACUUUAAUGCACCACUGGUUGGGAUUGCUGUCUAUGGAUCGGCAUGGAAUAUUGACUUCCUGGUGGGAAAUUCAGCCCCGAGUGUCUAUGAACCCAUGUCUGCUUUGGGUUAUUCACCUGGUCACAGUCUGAUGGAGAAGUGGUACAACCUGAUCUUUAUUACCGAAGAAAGACUGGUAGAGAGAUUUAUUUACCUGCCAAAACAAGUAGAUCUCUACAAGCAAUACUUUCCCGGAGUAUCGGCUAGUAUUCAUGAUCUCCGUCGGAGAUUCGCGUUGAUCCUUAUUAAUCAGCACUUUAGUAUGGGUCGAGUGAGGAGUAAUGUACCCAAUAUUGUGGAAGUUGCAGGAAUGCACUUGGAUGAGCCACCAGUUCCCUUGGAUGAUGAGCUGAAAAGAAUACUGGAUGAAGCAAAACAUGGAGUUAUAUAUUUUUCCAUGGGACUGCAAGUCCUGGACAAAUGGCUGCCACCGGGAAUGCUCGAAACGAUGUUAGAAGCCUUUGGACAAUUGGAACAGCAGGUGCUGUGGAAAAGCCACAAUCCGGCAAUGGCUAAGAAUUUUAGGAAUGUCUUCGCGAGAAAAUGGCUUCCGCAGCGGGAAAUCCUGAACCAUCCCAAUACAAAGAUAUUCAUAACCCAUGUUGGACUUCUGAGCAUUAUUGAAUCUAUUCACUAUGCUGUUCCACAGUUAUGUCUGCCAUUAUUUUACGAUCAGUUUCAGAACACCAAACGAAUGGAGGAGUUGGGAGUGGCCAGAAGUCUGGACAUAAUGAAGCUCACUCGCGAUAAAAUUGUCGAAGUGGUUAAGGAAAUGCUUUCGAAUUCCAGUUACAAGUUAAAUGCAAUGGAUUUAUCCAAUCGAUUUCAUGACCAACCAAUGUCGCCUAUCGACACCGCGAUUUGGUGGACAGAAUAUAUUCUGCGGCACAAAGGAGCAGAUCACAUGCGAAUCGCCGAACAGGAAAUGUCCCUUAUGCAAUACUACAACAUAGAUGUGGUUUCGGUGCUUUUUGGCAGAAUCGGACUGAGUGCUGUUAUUGUGAUCUUUUUGGGUUGGAAACUGGUCUCACUGGUUACGAGAAACCUUGAAUACCGACUUAGUGUGCCCAUGGUUAGAUAAACCUGAAAUUUAAAGUAGGUAGCCUUUUGGAAAUGCAUAAGUAGGAUUUCUUUUGUUUCAAAAAGUGUUUAGAAUAGAUGGUUCUCUCUAACUUAAUAGUCUUGCAUAUAUAAUAUAAAAAUUAAAACGUAAAAAACUUUUUUUUUAGCGAGUCACUAAGCGAGUUUACAGUUUAUAAUCUAAAUUUUGUACAAACUAUUAUGUGUCGCUUAUAAUCACGUUGUGAAGUCAAAAAAAUGUAUUAAUUGUAAGUGGUUUAGUCAUUGAUAGUGCGUUAUCUUAUCAGCUCGUUGAACCACCGUGGAACCCCAAAUAAAAUAUUUUACGAAAA
Drosophila ficusphila is the source of this 1936-nucleotide messenger RNA. Its product is annotated as UDP-glycosyltransferase UGT4. NCBI's taxonomy places the organism in Eukaryota, Metazoa, Arthropoda, Insecta, Diptera, Drosophilidae. Bases 22 to 1605 code for a protein of 527 amino acids. The transcript has 2 exons. The record is from RefSeq and is a predicted model, not a curated record. Gene Ontology annotation, molecular function: UDP-glycosyltransferase activity.